UUUCAGCUUACCGCUAUAAAUUAUCGGUUCACAGAAAAUGGCUACUCGAACAGAGGAAGAAAAAAGAAGGGAUGCCAGCAGUUUUGUAACAAAUUUCAAGGACCACCUUACUUAUAGUGACUCGUCGAAAGAAUGGCGAUGGGAUGCGGAAUUUGCAUUUUUUGUUCUGAAACAGUGUAUAAUAAGUCGUAUACUGAUCAUCAUCAUACAGUUUGUUAUGAAUGUCGCCAUAACUGAUUAUCCUACAGAUGCCUUUCAAGGAGUUCCAGUCCCACAAGAGGAGUUAUCUCACGCUGAUCGUUGGAUCCGCAUUGCUUUUGGUGGUCUAACGAAGUGGGAUGCAGUACAUUUCCUGCAUAUUGCGCAGUACGGCUACACUUAUGAGAACAAUCUUGCCUUCUUUCCUUUAUUUCCAACGUUAAUUUAUUCUUUCACAUUGAUUUGGAGCUGGGCACUACCUUUCGUUCAUUUUUCAACAGCUAUUAUACUCACCGCCGUCACUGUGAACUUUAUAGCUUUUACUUUAUGCGGCCAACUAUUGUAUGCGUUGCUGCUUAUGCUCACUAAGUCGAAGAAGCUUGCUCUGCUCGCUUGCCUUGUGUUUACUUUUAAUCCGGCUAGCGUCUUCUUCUCUGCCGUUUACUCCGAAAGUGUGUAUAUGCUUUUAACUUUUUGUGGUAUGUUCACACUUUAUGCCGAUUCAUCUCUAUCAUUUGUACGUUAUAUUAUUGCUGCUCUAUUUUUCUCCUUCGCAUUUGCAACGAGAGCAAAUGGUGUUUUCAAUUUCGGUUACAUUUUAUUCCAACUAACGGUGGAAACAGUCUACUCGAUGACAUUGCAUAAAUUCAUCUGGGAGCGCGACUGUGGUAUUGUGUUAUUGAAGGUGUGAAAUCAUCAAACGUUUUGUUGUUGUGCAGUAUCCUCCUGUUGUUGUA
Molecule: messenger RNA, 935 nt
Organism: Loa loa (African eye worm)
Lineage: Eukaryota; Metazoa; Nematoda; Chromadorea; Rhabditida; Onchocercidae
Exons: 5
Coding region: 38-889 (283 amino acids)
Biological process (GO): GPI anchor biosynthetic process
Cellular component (GO): mannosyltransferase complex; endoplasmic reticulum membrane
Molecular function (GO): alpha-1,6-mannosyltransferase activity; GPI mannosyltransferase activity
Source: RefSeq, a predicted model, not a curated record